GCUCAGUGUGGAGCCAGAGGCUGGAAGACCUCACGAGACCUCGGAUCCUACAGGCCCUCCCCAUGGCUUUAGCUAACGUAUGCAUGUGAAGAAGACGGAGGAGAAGGAAGAGAAGGUGAAGACAAUCACAAUCAAAGGAGACAGCCUGCCACCCUUCGGGGAAGAGACCCUGCAAGAUGCAAGCCUUCAGAAUCUGGGAUGUUAACCAGAAGACCUUCUACAUGAGGAAUAACCAACUAGUUGCUGGAUACUUGCAAGAAUCAAAUACUAAAUUACAAGAGAAGAUAGAUGUGGUGCCCAUUGAGCCUGAUGCUCUAUUCCUGGGACUCCAUGGGAGGAAGCUGUGCCUGGCCUGUGUCAAGUCUGGUGAUGAGAUUAGGUUCCAAUUGGAGGCAGUUAACAUCACUGACCUGAGCAAGAACAAGGAGGAGAACAAGCGCUUCACCUUCAUCCGCUCAAACAGUGGCCCCACCACCAGCUUCGAGUCUGCCGCCUGCCCUGGCUGGUUCCUCUGCACGGCGCCGGAGGCAGACCGGCCCGUCAGCCUCACCAACAAGCCCAAAGAGUCCUUCAUGGUCACCAAGUUCUACCUCCAGGAGGACCAGUAGAACUGCCCGUAGCUCCACUUCCCCUGUUCCCAGCACGUCGAUGACUCCAGAGACUGCCUCUCCACCCCAGGGUCUCCUGGGGCUCUGAGGAGCAGCCUUGGCAGGGUGGGCCCUCAGAAGGAGGUACACGAGCCCUCAUAAAAGGACUCUGUCUCCAGCCUCCUCAGCUAUCCCACCCUCCAUGCUGCCUCCACCAUAGUCUUUCUAAAGUGCAGCUCAAACCACGGCCCUACUUAAAGCCCUUCAGUGUCGUCUGUACCUUCAGGAUAAAAUCCAGGCCACCUGGCCAGCCUGGAUGCCCUCUGCUCUCCUCAAUCAAGUCUUCCUUCUCCCUCACCCCACUGUCCGUGCCCGAGAUCCCUCAGGCCACUCACUGGCCCCCCACCAAUGGCUCUCAUACCUUGUUUUGGAAUCUGAUGCUGUUCUGUAGGGAAGACUUUUAGAGUCUGUGGCAAAAUGGAAAAUAAGAAUUUCAUGAAACUUUCUAAAGCCAGCUUUAUCCAAUUUGAAGGAGAGUCCUUUAUUUGGAGAUUAUUUCCUUUUUGCAAAGGGGUGGGGAUCAAAAUAUUCCUGUGUUUGUGAAGUGAUAGUGAAGGGAGGUUCCCUUGUUAGUGUCCAUUCUUGUUUUUGUAAUACCCUAACCGGUAAAAAUGAACAGUUAGUGUACUAUGUUUGUCCCUUAUUCUUUUCUUUCUGAAACGUUCCUGUAAGUCUGGACCCACUGCCCGGGCCUGAGCACCACCUCCAUUGCAGACCUUUCACAGCUGCCCACAGUGCUUUCCCCUCCCAUCAAAGUUUCCCCUGCUCCCACGGCACAGCACAAAUGUGGCUCCUCCAAGGCCUUUCCUGAUCUCCCGGGAGGAAUGAAUCGCUCCUUGACCAUUUUAGCACUUCUGACGCUCUGAAACUUGUUUGAAACGUGGUUAUGCCUCUGUCUGUCUCCUGCCCCAAACUGUGAGCUCCUGGAAGCAGGAAACAUGACUGGCAUGUGUCUCAGCUUCCCCCAGGGCCAAGCACAUGGCCUGUUUUACAAUAAAACCUUGAAAUUCA
Equus quagga is the source of this 1658-nucleotide messenger RNA. It is a transcript of the gene IL1RN, whose product is annotated as interleukin 1 receptor antagonist. The transcript is spliced from 6 exons. Bases 177 to 608 code for a protein of 143 amino acids. Gene Ontology annotation, molecular function: interleukin-1 receptor antagonist activity; cytokine activity; interleukin-1 receptor binding. The record is from RefSeq and is a predicted model, not a curated record. Gene Ontology annotation, biological process: inflammatory response to antigenic stimulus; negative regulation of interleukin-1-mediated signaling pathway. NCBI's taxonomy places the organism in Eukaryota, Metazoa, Chordata, Mammalia, Perissodactyla, Equidae.